This is a messenger RNA of Nycticebus coucang (slow loris), 4239 nucleotides long. It is a transcript of the gene EID2B, whose product is annotated as EP300 interacting inhibitor of differentiation 2B. Gene Ontology annotation, cellular component: nucleoplasm. The coding region runs from base 224 to 733 and encodes 169 amino acids. Gene Ontology annotation, biological process: negative regulation of DNA-templated transcription. The record is from RefSeq and is a predicted model, not a curated record. Gene Ontology annotation, molecular function: transcription corepressor activity. Lineage: Eukaryota; Metazoa; Chordata; Mammalia; Primates; Lorisidae. The transcript has a single exon.
UCAUCUCUCCCCUAUUGUUCCUUCCUAGACAGACUACCUGAUAAGGAACUCUACAUUGUUGAGCUGCAAUUCGAAAUAUGAUAAGGUCCUUCCCGCACUCGGAGGAACGCAGGCGACCACAGCUGUAACUGCAUUUGGGACCCUUAGGGGGUGCCGCAUGGGGCUUGCGCAUGCGCAUGCCCUUUCGCACGCUAGGCGCUUCUGCGCGGGCUGAGACCUACGCAUGCGCACAGCCUUCAUACACUGUCAGGUUCGUUAUUCUGGUAUCGGUGAAAACCCUCUGGUGGUUGCAGAGCUCGCUUCGCUAUUGAAGAUGUCCGGGCUGCCGAGAGAGACGGAUGUCCCAGAGAUGGGCACAGCGAACGGCGUCAGCGACGUCCUGCAGGCAGCAGUAGGCGGCGGGAGUCGAGCACAGGAGGCCCGGGAAGGCCCAGCUGCCCGACCCAUGGCGCGGGUACCGGGCCCUGCUCUCGGGCCCAUCAGCGGCAGCGAGCCAGGCCUGCUGUUAAUGCCAGGCUUGGGUCAGCAGACGUUGUUCCGCGAGUACCUGGAUAAUUGCUCCUUGGUCCCCGUCAGAAUACUGCGAGAUUUCGAGGAACGCCGCCGGCUGUUCGUGGAAGGCUGCAGGGAAAGGGAAGCAGCCUUUGAUGCGAAUCCCCCUCAGAUGGACUUUGAUGCUGUGGCUUUUACUCUGGCUCUGUCUGGUUCUCAGGGCGUCAGCCUGGCGGACUAAGGCGACUGAUGAAAUUGAUGAAGAAUCAAGUGACUCUUCGGAUCCAAAGAAGAGGCCUGUGUCGGUGUAGUUAUUGGGGGAAGGAAUGCAAACAAGGAAGAGAACAUGGCAGUGCACGGUUGAAAGGAGGAAGCACACUCGGUAAAAAAAAGAAAUAGGCACUUGAGAAUGUCGAAGCUUGUUUUCAAAGAGAUCCUGAGACACUUCUGACUCACUCCUUUGUUAGCGAUUCUCUAUUCCGGCAUUUGUGGAAAAUGUUUCAAGAUUGUUUCAACACCGUAAAGGAUAGAGGAUGGUUUUGCAAAGAUUAGCGCUAAGAAAAAUUACCCAUAAAUGGAACCUGCAGAAAUUAACCAAGAUGAUGAAUGAAGUUAAGGAAAUACGGUUGUUAAGAAUCCAGUUGUGGGGCGGUGCCUGUGGCUCAAAGGCAGUGCGCCGGCCCCAUAUGCCAGAGGUGGCGGGUUCAAACCCAACCCUGGCCAAAAAAACCACAAAAAAAAAAAAAAAAAAAAAAAAGAAUCCAGUUGUGGCUGGCCCGGUGGCUCACGCCUGUAAUCCUAGCAGUCUAGGAGGCCGAGGCAGGUGGAUUGCCUGAGGUCACGGGGUUGGAGACCAGCUUGAGCAAGAGCGAGACCCCUGUCUCUAAAAAAUAGCUGGGUGUUGUAGGCAGGUGCCUGUAGUUCCAGCUACUUGGGAGGCUGAGGCAAGAGAAUCGCUUAAGCCCAAGAGUUUGAGAUUGCUGUGAGCUGUGACGCCGUAGCACCCUACUGAAGGCGACAUAGUGAGACUCUGUCUCAAAAAAAAAUCCAGUUGUGUCCCAGUUACUGGGAUUGGAGGAUUGGAAGGCUAUUGAGAGAACUCUGAAAUUUUACAAUCUGUUCAUCUCGUGUCGGUCAAUAACUCUUAAGUGUAAGACUAAUGUUGGUGUUUUCUUUGGUACUUUAAAUGAAUAGUAAAUAUUCAAAUAGAAGAAAAAACACAUAGUAUAAGAUAACUAUUAGGCAAGUGUGGAAAUGUAGUUGUUUUGUUAAUUUUAAACUCCUUGAUUUAUUCUAGAAUAUGUCAUCUAUUUGCAAGAUUCCAAAAACAAAGUAUCAAAAGUUGGCCUGAGAAAUCUCUCUCAUAUGCCUGUCCACCAUCUGCGAAAUUCAAAACUAUUCCUAAUAGGUAUCAUUGAGGGUUUUUUUAAUUAAUUAAUUUAUUUUGGUUCUGUUUAUUUGUUCUAAACGUCUUUCGACAUUUGCCUAAUGCUUAUGCAAAUAAAUAUCAGUCUAAAUAUUUUGCAUUUUUCCUUUCUUAAAUCAAGGUAGCAUAUAACCUCUUUAUCUCUCUUUUUUUUUUUAGCAACUACAAUGUAAGACUAUUGUAAUAUGAUGAACUAGUCAUCCUUUGGACAUCUGGGUUGUUUCCAAAAUGUUUUAACAUUUUCUAUAUUUUUAUAUGUGUUUACUCAUUUUCCCUAGAGUAGACAUCUGUAAGUGGAAACUCUUGACUCAAGGACAUAAUGCAUUGGUUUUUUUUUAUAGCAGUAAAAAUUUUAUAGCAAUACCUAGCAUAAUGCAUAGGUAUUACUAGCGCGCUCUCCUUGGGACUCUACCAGCAUACCAUCCAUUCAUUCAGGCAGUGAUGAGUGUGCCUGUUUCUCCACAGCGUGGCCAACCAGACCUGGUUUUGGGAGAAUCUGACAGUGAAAAAUGGUUUCUCAUAGUAGUUUUAAUUUGCAUUUAUCUAAUUAUGAUCAAGGAUAUAUGGUUUCAAAUAUUUUUUUUAUUUUGGGUUAAUUUGAGGGUAUAAAGAAUUAGGUUACAGUGUUUGAAUUUGUUAGGUAUAGUCCCUGUCAUGGUUGUGUUCCUUCCCCAGGAGAUGUGCUAUGUACCCCCACACUGUGCCCAUUAAGUGGGAGCACACCAACCCCUUCCCUCCAUCCCUUCACCCCAUCCCGCCCAACUUGAAUUGAGCUUUUCUUUGUUGUGGACCUGUGCUAGAUCAUCUACUGGCUUCAUAUUAGUAUUGAGUACAUUAGAUACUUGCUUUUCCAUUCUUGUGAUACUUUACUAAGAAGAAUGUGUUUAAACUCCAUCUAGGUUAAUGCAAAAGAUGUAAAGUCUCCAUCAUUUUAUGGCUAAAUAGUAUUCCAUGGUAUACACAUAUCACAAUUUGUCAGUCUAUUCCUGGGUUGGUGAGCAUUUAGGUUGUUUCCACAUCUUGGCGAUUGUAAGUUGAUCUGCGAUAAACAAUUGCAAAUGUUGUUCAAAUUCUUACAAACCAUUUGUUUUUGCUUCUCAAUGAACUACCUGUGCAUAUCCUUAACUCAUUUUUUUAUUGGCUUGUAAGUUUAUUUAUAUAUCAGUCAUUAAAGAAGUCAGCCCUUUGUGAUGUGAGAUGGAAAUAUAGUUUCUCAGUUCUGAAUGCUUUCUGAUCUUUUUGUCAUGGAAAAAAACGUGUGUUUUUCUUAAUGUACUUUCAAUUAUUUUCUUUUAUGGCUUCUAGACUUUUAAGUAAUAGUUAGGCCUUUGCCACUCCAGAAUCACGAAGAAUGGGUGGCGCCUGUGGCUCAAAGAGUAGGGUGCUGGCCAUAUACCAGAGGUGGUGGGUUCAAACCCGGCCCCGGCCAAAAACUGCAAAAAAAAAAGAAUCAUGAAGAAAUACUGUUAAGUUUUAAAUAUUAACUUUAAAAUGUUUAUUCCCUUGGAGUUUUCAGGUUACGGUAUUUUCACCCGCAUUGCUCUCCUUUGCAAAGUCUAUUUGGGUUUUUGUUUAUUUUUUCUAUUGAGGAACGUUAGGAUCAACUUGACUAGUUUCAGUUUGGGAGGUUGUUUGUUUUUUGUUUUAAUUUCAGUGUGCUUGUUCAUUCUUCUUUGUUUGAAGUAUUCCUUUUUUUCUUCUUCCUCUGGCGGUGCUGGCUGUUUUUGAUGUUGUUAGUAGAGAUGGGGUCUUACUCUGGCUCACUGCUGCUCAUAUGGGUCUUGAAUGUCUGAGCUCAGGCAAUCCACCCGCCUCGGCCUCCCACAGCGCUGGGACUACAGGCGUGAGCCACCACGCCCGGCCGGGAAGUUGUUUGUUUUUUUAUGAGACAAUCUUACUUUGUCACUCUCUGUAGGGUGCAGUGACUUCAUAGCUCACAGCAACCUCAAACUCCUACGUUCAAGCGAUUCUCUUGCCUCAGCCUCCCUAUUAGCUGGAAUUACAGGUGCCUGCCACAACACCCAGCUAUUUUUUUUGUUAUUUAGCAGACCCAGGCCAGGUUCAAACCCACCAGCCCUGGAGGGCUCAUGACUAUAAUCCUAGCACACUGGGAGGCUGAAUGCCCUAAUCACUGAGCUACAGGUACCCCUAGUUUCAGUUUUUACAAAAGCUGUUAGUAUGUUUACUUGGAUUGAAUUAAAUUUAUAUCCUUUUGAGUGAGAACAUCUUUAUGAUGUUAUCUUGCUAUCCAGUAAUAUGAUGUCUUUCCAUUUGUUCAGGAACUUUUCCAUGACCCUGAAUGUAGUGGGUUUUCUUCUUUU